UGGAUGCAAACUGGGGUAAAGUACUCUGGUUUUUUUUCUUGUGGACAAACUCCACAUUAGCGGUUACCUGUUGUUGUGGUACUGGUAGCGGUACCUGGUUUCGCUCUUGGUCUAUCCCGGUCGACCGACCUCAGCUGAGGAGGUAGGACCUCAUUGGAACUUUUGUUGUUGCUUCCAUAAAUACGUAGGAGUAGAUUAGUCAUGCCUCUUUGGUCCCGUAUUGACUCUGACCGUGACGACGGCGGACCACAAUGCGGGGGGGACUGUGGGGAAUCGGAGUUGAGAGCUAAGGUAGCGGAGCUUUCAUUAGGGAUUGCGACUAUCAAGGAACACUUUGAUGAGGUACGCGCGAAGAAGGAGGAGAAAGCUCGGAAGAAGUGGGAGAAGGAAAAACUCAAGGAGGAAGCCAAGCGGAGGGAAGAAGAAGAGGAACAACAACGCGCUGAGGAAGAAGCGAGACGUGCAGCGAAGAAGAAGAAGAAAGAUGAGAAAGCUAAGAAGGAGAACGUCGCGAGAGCCGAGAUGAAGAAGGAGGUGACACUACAUGCUGCGAGAAUGAUCUGCGAGAUUAAGGAUGAAUGGCUGCAACAGUGGAAGGCGACUGCGUUACCGGAAACUGCAGGAGAGAUCAAAGAUGUGAAGGGGAAGAAAGUCGUGAAAGUCAUCUCCGUCGAGGACGAAGGGUCUGAUUACAAUACCGAAGGGAGCGAGACUAGUGUUACGCAGGAACUGAGCGAAAAGACGGGGAGACUUUGCCUGUCCGAGAAGAGGAAACGAGAAGAGGAUGUCAAGAUGGAGGACAGUCCUCCAAUGGAACUGCCGGCCAAGCGGACACUGGGAAGAUUGGGCCUCAAGCCCGACAUCCCGAACACACGCUUGCUUCGCUCGAAGAGUAAGGCGAAGGGCCAACGUUUGGUGAUUCCUGCUAAGAUACGCACACCUGUGAAAACCCCGUUGUCAAAGAUGAACAAGUCAAAGAAGACACCUCCGACUGGGAGGUUGACGUCGGCAAGUAAAGCGCUAGCCAGAUUGCGAUUCUGCGACGCAGUCAUUAAAGAGAUAAAGGAUUGUAAUGCGGAGGAACUGCAACGAAUGUACCGAGAGGAGGGCUUACAUUACGAUGGCAAGUUGGACGCCAUCUUUUGCCUCUCGGAACACCGCGCGCAGCGACACUUCGGACGAGACGGGGAGGUCAAAGCGAUCGACGUGCCCCCAAUCGAUCUGGGAUCAACUGAAGUGGAAGAAUCGGUAGGAACGGAAGGGUGAUCGGAAGUACCCCUGAAUCGCUGGUGGGAGUUAUGCAGGUAUGGACUUCCCGCGUGUUAAUGAACACAUUAAGUUUCG
This is a messenger RNA of Chara braunii, 1344 nucleotides long. The record is from the annotation of a GenBank genome assembly. NCBI's taxonomy places the organism in Eukaryota, Viridiplantae, Streptophyta, Charophyceae, Charales, Characeae.